Molecule: messenger RNA, 7338 nt
Organism: Plasmodium reichenowi
Lineage: Eukaryota; Apicomplexa; Aconoidasida; Haemosporida; Plasmodiidae
Product: DNA-directed RNA polymerase II subunit RPB1, putative
Exons: 1
Coding region: 1-7338 (2445 amino acids)
Biological process (GO): transcription by RNA polymerase II
Cellular component (GO): RNA polymerase II, core complex
Molecular function (GO): DNA binding
Source: RefSeq, a predicted model, not a curated record
AUGACGGUUGAUUUGAAUAUUCCAUAUUCAGCAUGUGAAUUAAAGAGAGUAAAACGAUUAGAGUUAGGUGUUUUGGAUCCAGAAAUAAUAAAAAAGAUAAGUGUUUGUGAAAUAGUAAAUGUAGAUAUAUAUAAAGAUGGUUUUCCUAGAGAAGGUGGAUUAAAUGAUAUACGUAUGGGUACUAUUGAUUAUAGGACCUUAUGUGGUACAUGUAAUAUGAAUGUAAAAUAUUGUCCUGGUCAUUUUGGUCAUAUAGAAUUAGCCAAACCUAUGUAUCAUUAUGGUUUUAUGAAUGUAGUAUUAAAUGUUUUAAGAUGUGUAUGUUAUCAUUGUGGUAGAUUAUUAUGUAAUGUGAACAGUUCUAAAGUUAAAUAUAUUGAAAAGAUUAAAGUAAAUAGUUUAAGAUUACGAAAAUUAGCUGAACUGUGUUUAGGAAUAAGAGCAUGUGAUCAUUCUGUAGAAGAAGAAGGAUUAAAUAUUAAUGAUAAUUCUUUAAAUAAUUUUUAUAACAAUGAUUUAAGUAAUUUAAAUAUGAAUCAACAAAUGAUUUUAAAUAAAAGUAAUUAUACGAACAUAUUUGAAAUGGUUAGUAAAGAAGAUGUAGAUUGUGGAUGUGUUCAACCAAAAUAUAGUAGAGAAGGACCAAAUAUGUAUAUUCAAUUUUUACAUAGCAGUGAAGAAGAUAUUGAUGAGAGUAAAAGAAAAUUAAGUGCUGAAGAAGCAUUAGAAAUAUUAAAGAAAAUUAGAAAAGAAGAGAUGAGUAUAUUAGGAUUUAAUUCUGAUAGGUGUGUACCAGCUUCUCUAAUAUUAACAUGUAUACCUAUACCUCCACCAUGUGCAAGACCUUAUGUUCAAUAUGGAAAUCAAAGAAGUGAAGAUGAUUUAACUUUAAAAUUAUUAGAUAUAGUAAAAACAAAUAUACAAUUAAAAAGGCAAACAGAUAGAGGAGCAAAAUCUCAUGUAUUACAGGAUUUAUGUUCCUUAUUACAAUUUCAUAUAACUACCCUUUUUGAUAAUGAUAUUCCAGGUAUGCCAAUAGCAACUACACGAUCUAAGAAGCCUAUAAAAGCUAUAAGAACAAGAUUAAAAGGUAAAGAAGGAAGACUAAGAGGUAAUUUGAUGGGUAAAAGAGUGGACUUUUCAGCAAGAACGGUUAUUACAGGAGAUCCAAAUUUAAAUAUUGAUUAUAUAGGUGUUCCUAAAUCAGUAGCUAUGACAUUAACAUUUUGUGAGACGGUAACACCUUUAAAUUAUGAUAAUUUAAAGAAGCUUGUAGAAAGGGGUCCAUAUGAAUGGCCUGGAGCAAAAUAUAUUAUUAGAGAUAAUGGUACAAAAUAUGAUUUAAGACAUGUACGAAGAAAUUCAGAGAAAGAAUUAGAGUAUGGAUAUAAAGUAGAAAGACAUAUGACAGAUGAAGAUUAUAUUUUAUUUAAUAGACAGCCUUCAUUACAUAAAAUGAGUAUUAUGGGUCAUAAGGCUAAAAUAUUACCAUAUUCAACAUUUCGUUUAAAUUUAUCAGUCACUUCACCGUAUAAUGCGGAUUUUGAUGGAGACGAAAUGAACUUACAUUUAGCUCAGUCACAUGAAACAAGAUCUGAAAUUAAACAUUUAAUGAUAGUACAAAGACAAAUAGUUUCACCACAAGGUAAUAAGCCAGUUAUGGGUAUAGUACAAGAUUCCUUAUUAGCUAUAAGAAAAUUUACAAGAAGAGAUAAUUUCCUUACAAGAGAAGAAGUUAUGUCCUUAUUAAUUUGGAUUCCCUAUUGGAAUAAUGUGAUACCAACACCAGCAAUAAUAAAACCAAGGGCAUUAUGGACAGGUAAACAAAUUUUUUCGAUGUUAUUACAAUUUGAUGAUAUGAAUAUAGAAGAUGACAAAAAUGACACCGCCAAUAAUAAGGUUGGGAGAGAUGUUAAUACAAAUGUUAGCAAGGAUAGUACCAAAAUGAAUACUAGUGGUAAUUAUUAUUAUGGUAAUUCAAUUAAUGAUAAUACUGAUGAUUAUGUAGAAAAGGGAAAUACAUAUGUAAGAAGUGGGAAUAAUCAUCCUAAUAGUCCUUUAUCUAUUGGGGAUAAUAUAAAUGUAGGAAAUAUGCAUCAAAAUGAUACGAGUUCCCCCAAUAAUAAUAAUCAUAAUAAUAAUAAUAAUAGUAAUAGUAAUAAUAAUAAUAAUAAUAAUAACAAUAUUGGUGGAGGAAUUAAUUCAUUUAAACGUUUUAAUAUGGUAAAAAUAAAUUUAAUGAGAGAUUCUUCAACAUCAUCUAAAGAUGAUAAUCCAUAUUGUUCAAUUAAUGAUGGUAAGGUUAUAAUAAAAAAUAACGAAUUAUUAAGUGGUAUCAUAUGUAAAAGAACUGUUGGUUCUUCUAGUGGAUCGUUAAUUCAUGUUUUAUGGCAUGAAAUGGGUCCAGAUAAAACAAAAGAUUUUUUAUCAGCUUUACAAAAAGUUACAAAUAAUUGGCUUGAAUAUGUUGGUUUUACUGUGAGUUGUUCAGAUAUUAUUGCAAGUAAUAAAGUAUUAGGCAAGGUGAGAGAAAUAUUAGAUAAAUCUAAAAGUGAAGUAUCAAAACUUGUUGAAAAGGCGCAGAAAGGGGAAUUAGAAUGUCAACCAGGAAAAUCAUUAUAUGAAUCUUUUGAAACUAGAGUUAAUAAUGAAUUAAAUUGUGCUAGAGAAAUGGCGGGAAAAGUUGCAUCUGAGAGUUUAGAUGAAAGAAAUAAUAUUUUUAGUAUGGUGGCCAGUGGCUCAAAAGGUUCUAUUAUUAAUAUAUCGCAAAUUAUAUCAUGUGUAGGUCAACAGAAUGUUGAAGGAAAAAGAAUACCAUUUGGUUUUAAUCAUAGAUCUUUACCUCAUUUUAUUAAAUUUGAUUAUGGUCCUGAAAGUAGAGGAUUUGUAUCUAAUUCUUAUUUAAGUGGAUUAACACCACAAGAAGUUUUUUUCCAUGCUAUGGGAGGUAGAGAAGGUAUUAUUGAUACUGCAUGUAAAACAUCUGAAACAGGGUAUAUACAAAGAAGAUUAAUAAAAGCCAUGGAAGAUGUUAUGGUACAAUAUGAUAGAACUGUAAGAAAUUCAUAUGGAGAUAUUAUUCAAUUUUUAUAUGGAGAAGAUGGUAUGGCAGGUGAAUAUAUAGAAGACCAAAUUAUAGAUUUAAUGAAAUUAGAUAAUAAAGAAAUUAAUAAAUUAUAUAAAUAUAAUUUUGAUGAAGAACCAUUUGGAAAGGAUUUUUAUAUAGGUAAUAAAAAUGAUGGUAGUAGAAAUACUUCCUAUAUAGAUUAUAAUAAACAAAAUAUUUUAAAUCAAGAAUUUGAAGAAUUAUAUAAAUGUAAAAAUUAUUUAUGUAAAGAAAUAUUUCCAGAUGGAGAUAUAAGACAACAUUUACCAAUCAAUAUGAAUAGACUUAUUGAAUAUGCAAAAUCACAAUUUCCAUGUAUACCAUUUGUAAGUAAUAAUAAUAGUACCAACAAUAAUAAUAAUAAUAAUAAUAUUAGUAAUAGUAGAAAACUUAUGGAUAAGGGUAAUUUAUCGUCUACACAUAAUCAUAAGGAAAGUAAGAAAAGAAGAAAAAGAAGAAGGAGAAAAAAUAAAUUUGAUAAAUAUAAAAAUGAAAAUAAUGAACUUAUGUCUGAAAUUAAAAAGGAGUAUGAAAAUAAUGAUCUUAAUAAUAUGAUGAUAAGUAAAGGAGAUCAAUCACCUUUUAAAGGUAUGAAUGAAUUUCAUAUGGGUGUUGCAGAUAAUGACAUGGGAUCAGAUCUAGGAAAUAAUAAUAAUUAUAACAAUGAUGAUUUUGUUGAUGAUGAUUAUGAUGAUGAUGAUGAUUAUGAUGAUGAUGAUGAUAAUGACGAUUAUGAUGAUGAUAAUGACGAUUAUGAUGACGAGAAUUAUUCAGAUAAUAUUAAUAUAGGAGGAAAUAGAAAAUAUUAUGGAAAUACCUUAAAAAAUAAUUAUGAUGAAAAUUCCAUGUUAAAUCCUAUUGAUGUUGUACAUAAAGUUAAUAAUUUUUUAGAAAAAUUAGUAAUUAUUAAACAAAUAAAUAGUAAUGAUACUUUGUCAGUGGAAGCACAAAAUAAUGCUACUAUUUUGUUAAAAGCACAUUUAAGAACUUAUUUGAAUUCAAAACUUUUAACUCAAACUCAUAAAGUUAGUGUUAAAGGAUUAGAUUGGUUAUUACAAGAAAUAGAAAAAAUAUUUUAUAAAUCCUUAUGUCAUCCAGGAGAAUGUGUAGGAGCUUUAGCUGCUCAAUCAAUUGGGGAGCCUGCAACUCAGAUGACAUUGAAUACAUUUCACUUUGCUGGUGUGGGUUCAAAAAAUGUUACAUUAGGUGUUCCAAGAUUAAAAGAAUUAAUAAAUAUAGUAAAAAAUGUAAAGACUCCAUCAACAACAAUAUAUUUAGAUGAUAUGGUUUCGAAUGAUCAACAAAAAGCUAAAGAUAUUUUAACAAAAUUAGAAUAUACUACAUUGAAACAAUUAACUUCGCAUGCACAAAUUAUUUAUGAUCCUAAUACAACGACAACUAUUUUAGAGGAAGAUAAAUCAUGGGUUAACGAAUUUUAUGAAUUCCCGGAUGAAGAUGAUACUCAAUAUUCUUUAGGUGAAUGGGUAUUAAGAAUACAGUUAACCAAUAUACAUGUAAAUGAAAAAAAAUUAACUAUGAAAGAAAUUGUUUAUAUUAUAUAUUCUGUCUUUUCAAGUGAUGAAUUAGAUAUUAUAUAUACAGAUGAUAACUCAGAAGAUUUAGUUUUAAGAAUUCGUGUGAAAUAUUUAAAUGGUGAAUAUAAUUUUAUGAAUUAUGAUGUUGUAGAUAAUGCUAAUGAACAAGUUGAUGAACAAGAAGAAGAUGAAGAACACAUAGUUGGUAAUGAUAGAGGUAAUUAUGAUGAAGGAAAAAAUAGUACUCAUCCUCAUCAUGAUUAUAAUAACAAUAGUACAAAUAUAUUUAAGUCCAAGGUAAAAAAUAAUAUAUCAUCAGAUAUAAAUACAAAGAAUGAAGAUAGUAUUAGUAUAAAUAGUAGUAACAAUGGACAAGUAAAAAAUAUGAGUUCAUCACCAGUUUCAAAUAAUAUGCAUAAUAAUAAUAAUAAUAAUGAUAAUAGCAAUAUUAAUGAUAUUAAAGUGAAGAAUAUAAAAAAAGAAGAUGGAAAUGAAGGUGUAUUAAGAGGGGGUGGUGAUUCUAAUACAUCGGCUUUGUUUGGAAAUAAAAAUAGUCAAAAGGAAGAUAAUAUAAUGAACAAUAAUAAUGAUAAUAAUAAUAAUGAUGAUGAUGAUGAUGAGGAGGAGGAGGAGGAAGACUUUUUGUUUGGUGACCAUAAUGUAUCUCCAAAAAAUACGAAAGAUGGAAAAAAUAAGAAUACAAACAAUAAAAGUAAUAAUAAUGAAAACAAAAACAAAAAGAGCGGAAAUAAUAAUAAUAAUAAUAAUAGUAAUACGUAUGAUGAUGAUGAUGAUGAAAACAAGAGUGAUAUAACAAUCAAAGAGGACGAUAAUAUCGCAUUCAUGAAAACAAGCACAAAAAAUGCAGAAGAAGAUUUAGAACUUAAGAAUAAGAAUCAUAUUGAACAUAACAUUUCUAGAGAAGAUACAGAAGAUACGUUUUUAAAAAAACUAAUGGAACAAUGUUUAUCCACAUUAAAAUUAAGAGGUAUUGAAAAUAUAACGAAAGUAUAUAUGAGAGAGGAAUCCAAAAUAACAUACGAUUCAGAUAAUGGGAAAUUUGUUAGAAGUUCCCAUUGGGUAUUAGAUACUGAUGGAUGUAAUUUAGAAAAUAUAUUUUGUGCACCACAAGUAGAUUUUAAAAAAACAGUAUCUAAUGAUAUUGUAGAAAUAUUUGAAGUAUUAGGUAUAGAAGCAGUAAGAAGAGCUUUAUUAAAAGAAUUAAGAACUGUAAUAUCGUUUGAUAGUUCAUAUGUUAAUUAUCGACAUUUAUCAAUAUUAUGUGAUGUUAUGACACAAAAGGGUUAUUUAAUGUCUAUAACAAGACAUGGUAUAAAUAGAGUUGAUAAAGGACCAUUAAUUAAAUGUAGUUUUGAAGAAACUGUUGAAAUAUUAUUAGAAGCAGCUGCAUUUGCUCAGGUAGAUAAUUUGAAAGGUAUAACAGAAAAUAUAAUGUUAGGUCAAUUAUGUAAAAUAGGAACUGGUUCAUUUGAUAUAAUAAUAGAUAAUCAAAAAUUGAAUGAUGCAAAUCAAAAUUUAGAAACUAUUCAAGAUUUAACAAGUGCUGGGUUUACAACACCAGAUAGUUUACAUGUUAUAACACCUGAUGGUUUACAAUCACCAGUGGCAAUUAAUACGAUAAAUUCUCCUUUACCAUUUUCACCAACAUAUAAUGCUAAUUUAUUAUCACCUACAGCACCUAUAGAUAAUGUUAAUAAUUUAUUAUCACCACAAUAUAAUUUACAAAAUUAUGGAGAUAAUGUAAUGUCCCCAUCAUCAAAAGAUAUAAAUAAUUUAGAUACAUUAAAAUUAGGUGGGAAAUUUUCACCAACACAAUCACCUAAAUCACCAACAUCUGUUAUGCAUUCACCAUUCUCUCCUUUUGAUCAUCAAAACCAACAACCAGUAGAUGCAACUAAUUUAUUAUUUUCUCCGAAAAAUAAUAAUAUGAUGAAUUAUAAUGUAUUCUCACCUAAACCAAAUAUUAAUAAUAAUGUUAUUCAAUCACCUAAUAUAUAUUCUCCAAAUCCUAUGUUAGAUAUUUUUUCACCUAAACCUCAAAUUAAUCAUAAUAUUUAUUCACCUUCAUAUUCACCAACAUCACCUACGUAUAAUGCAAAUAAUGCUUAUUAUUCACCAACCUCACCAAAAAAUCAAAAUGAUCAAAUGAAUGUAAAUUCUCAGUAUAAUGUUAUGUCACCUGUUUAUUCAGUAACAUCACCAAAAUAUUCUCCUACAUCACCAAAAUAUUCACCUACAUCACCAAAAUAUUCGCCCACAUCACCUAAAUAUUCUCCUACAUCACCAAAAUAUUCUCCUACAUCACCAAAAUAUUCGCCUACAUCACCAAAAUAUUCACCAACAUCACCAAAAUAUUCACCAACAUCACCAGUUGCACAAAAUAUUGCUAGUCCAAAUUAUUCACCUUAUUCAAUAACAUCACCAAAGUUUUCACCAACAUCUCCAGCAUAUUCGAUAAGUUCACCUGUGUACGACAAAAGCGGUGUGGUGAAUGCACAUCAGCCUAUGUCACCUGCAUAUAUUUUACAAUCACCUGUGCAGAUAAAGCAAAAUGUACAAGAUGCGAAUAUGUUUUCGCCCAUACAGCAGGCACAUGUAGAUGAAGCAAAAAAUGACGACCCAUUUUCUCCAAUGCCUUACAACAUAGACGAGGACGAAAUGAAGGAAAAUAUGUAG